Molecule: messenger RNA, 1305 nt
Organism: Gregarina niphandrodes
Lineage: Eukaryota; Apicomplexa; Conoidasida; Eugregarinorida; Gregarinidae
Product: putative transmembrane protein
Exons: 1
Coding region: 1-1305 (434 amino acids)
Source: RefSeq, a predicted model, not a curated record
AUGGAGUACAAUUCAGCCGACGACGGCGAGACGGGCUCGAAGCUGGAGUUGAUAGACGUGCGGGACCUGGACGACGAAGAGCGGAAGCAACUGCUGGCCGAAGUGCCGAAGGCGUGGAAGAAGAUCAUCACGGACUCGGGGUGUCUGGAGCACUGCAUCCAGGUGCAAUACGUACGCCAAGAAGCCACGAGCCGUUGGCAGAAACUGGGCUUCGCCACGAACUGUUGGCAGAAACCGGACUUCGCCAUCGGCCUCGGACUUGGAACUAUUUUGGGGGGCGCGUUCAUGUCAGUGCUGGUCUAUUACUUGUGUGAUCGCCGACACGACAACCUCUUGUCCCCCACCAAUUCGGCGACGGACAGCUGUAACACCACUUUACAUAGUUCUACCCCUUCAGAGAAUACCCCUAGUUGGUCCGAAGCUGUGACUCGUAUCCUGUCCGACACCAUGUUCAACGCGGCUGGCAACGGCACCCCACCUGACACCAGGACCCCCCGCAUUGCCAUCGAGGCGACCUGCAAGCCCCGCUGGAACGUCAACGACGUAACGACGCUUAUUUCUAAGACGGAGUUGGCGGAUCUGAGAGUGCCGCCGGAUGUUUGCCAAGAGAAAUACGAGAAUUUGAGAUCGGCAAAAGGGACAAAUAUGGUGCCUGCGACGUUAGAAGGCUGGAGCAAGUUGACCUGGGACCGUUACGAAAUGGAGGAUUGUCUGUAUUAUGGCGGCAGCAUAGUUUGUGCUGACGACAUCAGCGAGGAACCCACGUGCCAUUUCUAUGGUUUCCCGUUUAAGUUCGAUUCCCAGACCGUGUGGGAGGCGGUCAUCCACUACCUGAAGCCCCCCCACUCCCAAUGCGGUUAUCGGUGCAACACUUGCGAGUUUGGACGGGCGUUGUAUGCUGUUCGAGUCGCGGAGGAGGUCGGCAGAUCGAUUCCCGGCGUUGACCUGGAACACGCUAGUGAGGAUCAAAAGAGACAGCUGGGCUUUGAAAUUGAUAAAUACCUAGUAAACAACGAUAACUGCAGCUAUGUGACAAGUGGCGACGCAUGUAUUCCCCACGUAGCACGUCCAGAUUGCGAUUGCAUCAAGGCCUCGUUCUCCUCCACCUUCCACAACCCAUCAGAUCAGUGGGUAAGGUGGGGGCAGCAAAUUGAUUUCAACACCAAUGAGGAAAUACUCGCGCAAUACUACACUGCCUACAAAAGAACGGGUUAUCGUCCGUACGCAUGCGUGUUCGAUUGCCAUAGUGCUGCUAGCAGCAUGGGGGCGGAAAUUCUAAAGUAUUGGAACAAUACGAAAUCCUAG